Molecule: messenger RNA, 824 nt
Organism: Leptinotarsa decemlineata (Colorado potato beetle)
Lineage: Eukaryota; Metazoa; Arthropoda; Insecta; Coleoptera; Chrysomelidae
Source: RefSeq, a predicted model, not a curated record
GAUAUAUAAAUAAUGGCCAAAUAUCUUCUGGAAAGCUGCUGCGCUUGUGGAUCUCUUCGAACUGGAACUAUUGUAUCUGGCAUAUCAGCAAUAAUACUUUCAAUCAUUGGAAUUAUAGUAGUUCUGGCAGUAAGAGUUGAACUCAUAACCUUGGUAUUUGAUUGGCUACCAAAAUGGAUAGUUCAAGUCAUAAUCAUCCUGAAUAUGAUAAUGACCAUAAUUCUAUCCUCAGUGAUGUUGAUCGGGGUCUUCAGGAGAAACUGGUAUUUGAUGAUUCCUUGGAUUGUUCUUGGAGGAAUGCUUUCUAUUGGUUUAUUAGUAUCAGUUCUAAUGACUAGCAUACACUUUUACAUUGACGGGGAUACUCUUAACGGAACUUUGUGGAUGGUUUUGGGACUGAUAUCGUUUGUUGUGUAUUGCUACAUGUGGUACGUGUCAUUCAGCUUCUUUGCCAACCUGAGGGAAGAAUCAGAAAGAGGAGCAUACUCCAAGGACCCUUUCAGAAGACAGCGCAUGUAGACCCUUAUAUUGACAUAUUUCGUGAAGUCUGGAUGUUUUUAUUUUUACACAUCUAACGCACAGAUGAAGAUGAUGAGUUCGUAGUGCACUGUGAUACAGCAAGCUGAGUAGAUUACCGUGUUGGAAAAUAGUUGAAAAAUUGGUGUUGUAUUAGUCGAAUGACUUUUCUUUUGAAUGAGAGUAACUUUGCUGUUCGUAUCUAGAUAUAUCGAAGUCGAAUAAAAUACUCGUUAUUAUAUGAUUUAGGUAUUAUGCAUUUUAACGUUGUAGAUGUAGUUGCAAUUAGAAAUAUGUUAUUUUCUUAA